Molecule: messenger RNA, 1156 nt
Organism: Suillus clintonianus
Lineage: Eukaryota; Fungi; Basidiomycota; Agaricomycetes; Boletales; Suillaceae
Exons: 5
Coding region: 136-1041 (301 amino acids)
Source: RefSeq, a predicted model, not a curated record
UUACGUGUUUAUCACAAAAAAACCGCCAAAUGCUCUGCUUGUCAGAACGUUUAAAGCUUGAUUGGACUUUUGCUAACGAUGCUUGAAUUAUAACCCCGGAAAACCUCGCAUUCCAGUGUCGACAGCAAGCAAGAGAUGACUCGGAUGGGCAAAGAACCUGCAAAGAUUGAGGCUCAGCUCACUUUCCCUCCUCUCGACGAAAGUCAUUAUAGCUUGCGCCCCAAAGACGCUGCAUUUUACAAGAAGCUCACCGGAAUUGAAGACGAUGUCGCCCUGAAGCAACAUAUAUUAAAUGUGCAACAGAAAGCAUACAAGGUUGCCCCUUACGGUAGCAUCUUACUGUUAUCUUUCCUCAGGCGAAACCUGUCGGAGCUACCUGCUUAUCAGCAAAUCGUGCGCAUCGGACGUACACGCAAGAACCCAUUGCUCCUUGACAUUGGCUGCUGCUUCGGCAAUGUCCUCAGGGAAGCGGUUUUUGAUGGUUUUCCUGCAUCCGGGGCGAUCGGAAGCGACCUUCAUCAAGAACUCUGGGAUCUGGGGCAUGAACUUUUCAAGUCGUCUCCAGAGACCUUUCCAGGUCACUUUGUAGGUGGUGACGCCUUCGACCCGGAAAUCCUCGCCGUGGCCCCGCCUGCGACAGCAGCAGUUCCAAUUCCCGACCUCAACAAUCUCACUUCUUUGAAUCCUUUACAUGGAUGUUUUUCCGUAAUCCACGCAACAGCGUUCUUUCACCUGUUUAAAGAAGACAGGCAGCUGCACUUAGCCCGUGCUUUCGCUGGCUUGCUCUCCGCUGAGUCAGGCUCGGUCAUUCUCGGGGCGCACGUAGGCGCACAAGAGAAGGGUACCGUGAACAAAGUAUUUAACGGUGUCGAGGUCGACAUGUUCGCCCACGACCCAGAGAGCUGGAUUGCCAUGUGGGAUGGUGAAGUAUUCCAGAAGGGGACGGUCAAGGUGGAGGCAGAGUUGAGGCAGGAAACAUACGGUGCUGUAGAGACGGACGGACACCCGUUGUCUUUGUUCUGGUCUGUGACAAGGUUGUGAUCUCCUUGCCACUGGUAGAAAUCAUUAUAUUGGAGAUACCCUGAUGUACAAUCGUUGCCAUCACGGUCCUUUGCCGUCGUGAUGGAAUAUAAUUUUUUGUCUCCGGUGAAAUGCC